Molecule: messenger RNA, 1422 nt
Organism: Pelecanus crispus (Dalmatian pelican)
Lineage: Eukaryota; Metazoa; Chordata; Aves; Pelecaniformes; Pelecanidae
Source: RefSeq, a predicted model, not a curated record
GUGGAAUUGCUUUAUCCUCGUCGUGGCUGGGUUGAGUUAGAUCCUGAAGUGCUGUGGAGUCAGUUUGUUGGUGUAAUAAAAGAGGCUGUGCAAGCUGCGGGACUUCACAUGAGGCAAAUUGCUGGUCUUGGCAUCUCAACGCAGAGAGGAACUUUCAUUACAUGGCACAAGAGGACAGGGAAGCCUUUUCAUAAUUUCAUAAGUUGGCAAGACUUAAGAAGUGCUGAACUUGUGAAUUCGUGGAAUAAGUCCCUUCUGCUGAAGGUAAUCCAUGUUAUUUUUACAGUGCUUCAUUUCUUAACUGGGAAUGAUCGAUAUUUGGUACCAAGUUUUCUUACUUUUUCAACACAACAAACUUCUAUGAAGCUGUCAUGGGUUUUUAAAAACAUACAUGAGGCUGAAGAAGCUGCCAAAAAAAAUAACUGCUGCUUUGGAACAGUUGACACGUGGUUACUGUAUAGGUUGACUAAAGGUUCUGUGUAUGCUACAGAUUACUCAAAUGCCAGUGCUACAGGCGUUUUUGAACCCUUUAUGAAAUCUUGGAACCCCACUCUGUGCAAUUUACUUUCCAUUCCAAUGUCUAUUUAUCCUCCAGUGAAAGACACAAGCUUCAACUUUGGAUCAGCUGACUCUGAAAUAUUUGGGGUACCUAUUCCAAUAAUGGCAGUGGUAGCUGACCAGCAGUCAGCCAUGUUUGGAGAAUGCUGCUUUCACCCAGGAGAUGUUAAACUGACAAUGGGAACAGGUGGGUUUUGGAAUGUGAAUACUGGAGAGCAUCUCUUUGCAUCACGGAAAGGUCUGUAUCCACUGAUUGGUUGGAAGAUUGGGGAAGAAGUUGUUUACUUAACUGAAGGCGGUUUGUCAGAUGUUGGUACUGCCAUAAAAUGGGCUCAGGAUAUAAAUCUUUUCACCAAUGUAGAUGAAACAGAAAAAAUGGCACGGAGUAUUGUUGAUUCUCAAGGCGUUUGUUUUGUUCCAGAUUUUCAGGUUUCUGUGAAUGACCCCUAUUUAUGUGCCUCUUUCAUGGGGCUGAAACCUUCCACUACCAGAAACCAUCUUGUACGAGCCAUAUUGGAAUCUGUAGCUUUCAGAAACAAACUGCUUUAUGAUAUCAUUGUGAAGAACAUACGCAUUCCUCUUCAAACUAUUCGAGCUGAUGGAGGUGUCAGUAAUAAUAGUUUUGUCAUGCAGAUGACUUCAGAUUUAAUUAAUAAGAAAAUAGAAAAACCUGUGAAUGCAGACAUGUCUAGUCUUGGUGCAGCUUUUCUAGCAGGCCUUGCUUCAGGAUUUUGGACUGACAAAGAACAACUAAAGAAGCUAAGGCGAAUAGAAGCAGUUUUUGAGCCUCAGAAGGACUCGGAGGAAUACAAACCUGCUAUGGACACCUGGCUACAAGCAAUGAAACACUCCCUGCACUGGUAG